AUGGAAGUCUGCCUAGAUGAAGAGUUACCACCCACCACUGAACUGGAGGAAGGUUUAAGGAAUGGUGUCUACCUUGCCAAAUUAGCUAAGUUUUUUGCACCAAAGUUGGUCUCUGAUAAGAAGAUCUAUGAUGUAGAACAGACACGUUACAAGCGUUCAGGCCUACAUUACCGACACACUGAUAAUACAGUACAAUGGUUACGGGCAAUGGAGUCUAUUGGCCUACCAAAGAUUUUCUACCCAGAGACCACAGAUGUUUAUGAUAGGAAAAACAUACCUCGAAUGAUCUAUUGCAUUCAUGCAUUAAGUUUAUAUUUGUUUAAAUUAGGAAUAGCUCCACAAAUCCAGGAUUUGCUUGGGAAAGUAGACUUUACAGAGGAAGAAAUCAGUAACAUGCGGAAGGAACUGGAAAAAUACGGUAUACAGAUGCCAUCAUUUAGUAAAAUUGGAGGCAUCUUGACCAGUGAGCUUUCAAUGGAUGAAGCUGCAUUGCAUGCUGCAGUUAUUGCAAUUAAUGAAGCUAUUGAGAAGGGAGUUGCAGAUCAAACUAUCAAAACAUUGAAAAAUCCUAAUGCCAUGUUAGUUAAUGUGGAUGAUAAUUUUGCCCAUGCAUAUCAGAAGGAACUUUCGGAAGCAAAAAAGAGAAAAGAAGAGAAUGCAAGACUUAAGAGUGACUCAAUUUUGGAGGAGGAAAGAGAUGUAUAUGAAGAAUUGCUGACACAAGCUGAAAUCCAGGGAAAUGUUAAUAAGAUCAACAUUCACAUAGCUUUAGCCCAAGUGAAUGAGGCUAUUGACAUGCAAGAUGAAGUGGCACUAAUGGCAGGUUUGAGAAACCCUGCUCUGAGCCUGCUUGAAGUUUUGCUGCAAAAUUCCUCGUGGUACCUAGCACGGUUAUUUGAUUCUAAAGAGCAGAGAACACAGAUAGCAGGGGUUCCAAUUAUCCUGGACAAAAAUGAGAUACAGAAUGAAGUAAGUGUUGCCAAUGAGGAAUCAGACUCUCAUAAAUUUAAACUUAUUGCAGUUGACAAUAUUAACAUUGCAAUUCGUAACGGUGACUCAAACAUGACAAUUGCCGCAUUAAUGAAACCUGAGGCCCAGUUGCCUGAUGUUUACCCUUCUGCUGCCUCUGUCUAUCAGACUGAACUCUUCAAUCUUCAGCAACAGAAUGCUAUGAAAUACUUAGCUCAUGAUGAACUGUCUAUUGCUGUUGAAAUGCUGUCAGCUGUGGUGCUGUUAAAUCAGGCUUUGGAGAGCAAGAACAUAGAGGCAGCAAAAACACACCUCAGCAACCCAUCCAUUGGCUUUAACAAUUUGAAGGAAGAGAACUUGCAACGUUAUGGUGACACCCUACUGUCUAUUAAAUUAGAAGCUUUGUCUCAAGGACAACAAUAUUUAAGCUGGAAUGAUAUCCAGAACUGUAUUGACAUGGUUAAUACACAGAUUCAAGAAGAAAAUGAUAAAAUUUUGGCAGUGGGUCAUAUUAAUGAAGCUAUUGAUCGGGGAGAUCCAGUAAGAACACUAGAAACACUGUUGUUUCCUACAGCAAAAUUACAGAGUGUAAAAGAAGCAAAUGCAUGGCAUUAUCAAACAGUUUUGAACAAUGCAAAAACACUCAAAUGUCAGGAAUCUCAUGAUGAUUCAUCGGUGCUUUGGCUAGAUGAGAUACAGAAAGGAAUUGAUGACGCUAACAGAAACUUGGAAGAGGCAUCAAAAUUGGCUAUUGGGAUAUGUAUGAUAAACCAGUGUUUAGAAAAAGAUGACUCUGCACCAAUCAUUGGAAUUUUACAGUCACCUAAUUUCAAUCUGAGAGCUGUUCCAGAGUGUGCUGAUAUCUACUAUGAAAGUUUACAGGAAGCUAAAAAUUUAAAAACCAAAGAUCCUGAUGAAGGCCCAUGGAUUAAAUUUUUAAUUCAAGGUAGCUAUGAUUAUUAUUUCAAUGAAGAAAGUAGAGAGGGUACAUGUGUUCCCCCUGAAGGAAUUGUCCCCAAAACUUCCUGGCUCACUGGGGAAGAGAUUCAGGGUAUAGUCAACCAGAUCACAUCAAAUUAUAACAGAGAACAGCUUUGGUUUGCAAAUGAGGACCUGAUCAUUCAGCUGCAAGCUAGAGCAAGGGGAUUUUUAGUCAGGAAAAGAUAUAAAGAGAGAAAAGCAUACCUCCAAGCCCAGGAGCCAUCAGGGAUAAAAAUACAGGCAUUUUGGAAAGGGUAUAAACAAAAGAAAAAUUACUCGGAAAGACUUCAAAUGUUGCAAAGAAAUGUUGCCUCUGUUAUCAAGAUUCAGUCAUGGGUCAAAAUGUGGUUAGCAAGAAGAGCAUACAAGGAACGAUUACAAUAUUUCAAAAAUCAUAAUGAAGAAAUUGUGAAGAUUCAAGCAUUCCUUAAAGCAAACAAAGCUAGGGAAGAUUACAGAAUAUUGACUAGUUCUGCAAAUCCUCCUUUGAAUGUCUUGCGCAAAUUUACUUAUCUCAUGGAUCAGAGUGAUUUAGAUUUUCAAGAAGAGCUGGAAGUUACAAGGCUAAGGGAAGAGGUGGUCACAAAUAUCCGAUCUAGUCAACAGCUGGAAAAAGAUCUGAACUUAAUGGAUAUUAAAAUAGGAUUGCUGGUUAAAAACAGAAUAACACUGCAGGAUGUUGUGUCCCAUAGCAAGAAGCUGAACAAAAAAAGCAAAAACCAGCUGGAAGAGAUGGUAACUGGGGAAAAGCAAGGCAUCAAAGGCUUAAGCAAAGAGAGGAGGAAAAAACUGGAAGCCUACCAGCACUUGUUUUACCUUCUUCAGACUAAUCCAACUUAUUUGGCAAAGCUUAUCUUCCAGAUGCCCCAGAACAAAUCCACUAAGUUUAUGGAUACAGUUAUCUUCACACUGUACAAUUAUGCUUCUAAUCAACGAGAAGAAUACUUACUUCUGAAGCUGUUUAAAACUGCUCUAGAAGAAGAAAUAAAUUCUAAAGUAGAUCAGAUUCAGGAUAUUGUCACAGGAAAUCCUACUGUCAUAAAAAUGGUUGUUAGCUUCAAUCGAGGUGCACGAGGGCAGAAUACUCUACGUCAGCUAUUGUCAUCAGUGGUAAAGGACAUAAUGGAUGACAAAUCCCUAGUCAUCAAUACAAGUCCCGUGGAAGUGUACAAAGCAUGGGUAAACCAGUUGGAGAUGCAAACUGGAGAAGCCAGCAAAUUACCCUAUGAUGUAACAACAGAACAAGCCCUGACACACCCUGAAGUAGUGAAUCGACUAGAGUCCUCGAUUCAGAGCCUCAGAGCAGUAACAGAUAAAGUCCUUGCCUCCAUAUUCUCAUCUCUGAACUUAAUGCCUUAUGGAAUGAGAUAUAUAGCCAAAGUUCUGAAGAACUCCCUUCAUGAGAAAUUCCCAGAUGCAACAGAAGAUGAGCUGUUAAAGAUUGUUGGAAAUCUCCUGUAUUAUCGAUUUAUGAAUCCAGCUAUUGUUGCACCUGAUGGUUUUGACAUUAUUGACAUGACAGCUGGAGGCCAGAUACAUUCUGAUCAGAGGAGAAAUUUAGGUUGUAUAGCCAAAGUCCUUCAACAUGCUGCAUCAAAUAACCUCUUUGAAGGGGAAAAUGCUCAUCUCUCAUCAAUGAACAAUUAUCUCUCCCAAACAUAUGAGAAAUUCAGGAAUUUUUUUCAAGCAGCAUGUGUGGUUCCUGAACCUGAAGAAAAAUUCAAUAUUGAUGAAUAUUCUGAUAUGGUGACUCUUAGUAAACCAGUAAUAUAUAUUUCUAUUGAAGAAAUUAUCAACACCCAUUCACUAUUGAUAGAACAUCAGGAUGCCAUUGCUCCAGACCAGAAUGAUGUCUUAAAUGAACUCUUGCAAGGGCUGGGGGAAGUUCCUGAUGUAGAGACUUUUCUUGGGGAAGGAGCUGUUGAUCCCAGUGACCCUAACAAGGAAAACACUUUAAGUCAACUUAUUAAAACAGAAAUUUCUCUUUCACUGACCAGGAAAUAUGAUUUACGGGAAGGGGAAGAACAAGACAUUAAGGGCCUAAUGAUAAAAACGAAAAGGCUAAUUGUUGAUGUGAUACAAGCUCAGCCAGGAGACUCACUUGCAAAAAUCUUGGAAACACCAGCAUCUGAACUUCAGGAAGCUGAACACAUGAAAAUAAUAGAAAAACGUGCAAUUUUGGAUUCUAAAACACCAGAGAAAAUGAAACAUAGUCGAUCUAUUCUUGAAGAAGGGCAGUUACCAUUAGAACAAAAGAAAAGAAAAAUCCAGAGAAACCUGCGAACAUUGGAACAAGCUGGGCUGGUUUCAUCUGAAAACAAGUACCAAGAAAUCAUCAAUGAAAUAGCCAAGGAUAUCAGAAAUCAAAGAAGAUACAGACAACAUCGAAAAGCAGAGUUGGUAAAACUUCAGCAGACACUGAAUGCACUCAAUUCCAAGAAAGCUUUUUAUGAAGAUCAAAUAAAUUAUUACAACACUUACAUUAAAACAUGUUUAGAUAAUUUGACAAGAAAAAAUUCACGAAGAUCUAUUAAAUUAAAUGGAAAGCAAGAGGAGAAAAGUGGAAACAAACUGAAGAAUAUUUCACUGAAAUACACAGCAGCAAGGCUAUAUGAAAAAGGAGUUAUUCUAGAAAUCGAUGAACUUCAGCCUAAUCAGUUUAAGAAUGUGAUGUUUGAAAUUACACCUGGUGAAGAGGUGGGUGACUUUGAUAUUAAAGCUAAAUUCUUAGGCGUGGAAAUGGAAAAAGUACAGCUCCAUUUUCAGGACUUGCUUCAGAUGCAAUAUGAAGGCGUUUCUGUAAUGAAAAUGUUUGAUAAAGCUAAAGUGAAUGUGAACCUCCUCAUUUUUCUGCUGAACAAAAAAUUCUAUGGAAAAUGAUUUGCUGCAUUUUGCUUCAAUCAAGUCCCAGUUCUGGCUAUGUGCUUAACUCUUUGAAUCUAUUAUACAGCAGAUCAUUCUUCAAGACAGCCCAGAAGAAAUUACUUGUGUGCCUUUUUCAUCCUUUGGUAAUAUAGUAAUAAAAUAAGAAACUAUGAAUCAGCUUAAAACACUUCCUGAUUUCUGUGGUGUUGGUACUCAAUUAAAAAAGAUAAGAUCAAAUGACAUCCAAACAUUAUAUGUCUGAUUUUUAAAAAUAUGGACAUUUGAAUGACAUAUAUAGAAAUCUUACCUCGGUAAAAUUAUAUACCCGUAAAUCAAUAUCAAGUACAGUUUUCCUUAAAGAAUUAUUCAUAGGAAAAAUAAUUCUUAAUAUGAGUCUCUAAAGAAUAGCUUUGGCAAAUAUUUCUUAAGUGCUAUUUUUCCAGAAGCCUAUCAAUUGUAAAGUGAAUUAUUGUACAAUUCAAAGUUUUUAUAAGUAAUAAUAAAUUUAACAUUUACUG
Molecule: messenger RNA, 5333 nt
Organism: Python bivittatus (Burmese python)
Lineage: Eukaryota; Metazoa; Chordata; Lepidosauria; Squamata; Pythonidae
Source: RefSeq, a predicted model, not a curated record